AUGGCGCCUCGAUCACGGCACGCAGUGGACCCCAGUCUCACUGCGCCAGCCCAGCAGGACCAGUGGCAACAGCACCAGCCGGCGCCCCAGCUCAACCCACAGUAUGGGCCUGGGCCGGCGCAGCAGCCGCACCAUGGCCAGCCGCCGCAGACAUUCGCGCCGGCCUUCGCUGGCCAGCAACAGCCAGACCAUGGGCAGCAGUUCCAGCCGGGAUACCAGCCGGGUUACCCUCAGCAGCAGCAGCAGCAUCAGCAGCAGCAGCAGUGGAUCAACCCCGCUGGACCGCAGCUGCACCCCGUGAACGAGCGCCAGGCGGCCCCGUCAGGCCCGUACGCGCCCCAGCAGCCCAGCGGCAACGCCCACCCAACAUCGCAUCCCCGCACGCAGCUCGCGCCGCCAGACCAGCAAGCGGUGCCCAACUACCCGCCCGAGAACCACAUCCCGCCGCCGCCGCACAGCGCCGGCCCGCAGCUCCGCGGGCCGCGGAUCCGCGUCGACCCGAGCCAGAUGCCCGACCCCAUCGAGGCGCAGGAGCUCGACCAGAACCUCUAUGACGAGGAGGACUUCCAGACGUGCGACACGCACGGCUUGAUACCCCUUGCUGUUACCGACUACCGGGGCAUCGACCAGGGCAACUCGCUCCCUCGGCACUUGAGGGCCACGCUCCCGACGAUCCCUUCGACCGCCGCGCUUCUCGACACGACAGGGCUGCCGUUCUCGCUUGUGAUCCAGCCGUUCGCCCAGCUGCGCUACGACGAGGCGCCUAUACCGCUCGUGUCGAACUGGGUCGCGGGGGAGAGCGCUUUCGACGCGCCCCGCGCGCCCAGCGGCGCCGAGGACGAGGGACCACCCAGGUGUGACAAGUGCCGCGCGUACAUCAACCCCUGGGUCCGGUUUACGGACGGAGGUCGCCGAUGGGCGUGUAACCUCUGUGGUGCGGAGACGCCAGUACCGGCAUCCUACUACUCUCACCUGGCGCCGACAGGAACCAGGCUGGACCACCAGGAAAGGCCAGAGCUCCUGCACGGCACUGUUGACUUUGCCGUCCCCCGCGACUACUGGUCGGUCCAGCCUUCUGGAUCGAUCCUCGACGUGCCCGACCACACGGCCGACGCGCUCGCUACGACCGGCGCGGACCUGCUCGGCGCGCUCCAGUCCAGCUUGGGCCAGACCCCGACAAGGGGUAACACGCCUGCGCCGGGCCACAAGGGCGCCGCGAACCACAAGGAGGACCGCCGUCUUCGCCGCCCCGUGCCACUGGGGCGAGUGUUCAUUCUUGAUGUCUCGGCCAGCACCGUGCAGCGUGGUGUCCUUCGCACUGUCUGUGAGGGCAUUUCCAAGGCAUUGUUUGGUUCCAAGCCAGCCGGUGCGGAGGAGACGGAGGGUGAUGAUGUCGAUGAGGAGGUCAUUGGUGCAGGCGAGCGUGUCGGUUUCGUCACGGUAGGCGACAGCGUCGGCUUCUGGAACGUCUCGGCGGCACUGGACGGCCCUCAGCUGCUCGUCGUCCCCGACGUCGACGACAUGUACUGCCCCCUGGCGGGCGGCUUCCUUGUCGACCCAGCCGAGUCUAGAUCACAAGUCGAGGCCCUCCUCACUCUCAUCCCUGACAUGUACGAGAGGCAGCCUGAGGGCACCGCCUGCGCGAUUGGAGCUGCCAUCAAGGGCUCGCUUGAUGGACUGCGCCACAUCGGUGGCCAGAUCAACUUCUUCCUUGGCGGACUGCCCCAGAUCGGCCCUGGAAAGCUCAAGCCUCGCGAUGACAUCAACCUCGCUGGUACGGAGAAGGAGAAGGCACUGUUCCAGCCGGGCGAUGCGUUCUGGCGCAAUGCGGCGGACGAGCUUGCCGAGGCUGGUGUCGGCGUCAACGCGUUUGUGUUCCCCGACAAGGCCAUGGAUCUGGCAUCGGUCGGCGCACUGUCCAUCGUGACUGGCGGCGAGACAUUCUUCCACCCCAGGUUCGAAGUGGUCCGCGACAGAGAGAUAAUCGGCGACGAAAUCAAGCGCGUCGUUGUCCGUGAAACGCCAUACAACGCGACUGUCCGCGUUCGCUGCUCGAACGGUCUGCGCAUCAGCGAGCACACGGGUAACUUCUACCAGCGCUCCAUGACCGACCUCGAGUUUGGCACCCUGGACGAGGCCAAGGCUUUCACUGCCACCAUCCGCCAUGAGGGCCACCGUCUCAACGACCGCGACCUGUCGUACAUCCAGGUCGCGACCCUGUACACCAGCGCGAGUGGUGAACGACGAGUCCGUGUCCUCAACCUGUCGCUCCCUGUCUCGAGCCUCAUUGGCAACGUGUUCCGCUUUGCCGACUUUGACGCGAGCGUCACUACGAUGUACAAGGAGGCUGUUGCGCAGCUGCCCUACAAGGGCCUGCGGGACAUCCGCAAGAUCUUGAUUGAGCGCGCGAACCGCGUUCUCCUGAUGUACAGGAAACACUGCGCACCAGCAGUUCAGGCAGGCCAGCUCAUCCUGCCUGAGGGAUUCAAGCUCUUGCCACUAUACACAUUGUGUAUGAUCAAGUCCAAGCCCCUCAAGGGUGGCAACGUGGUCGCCGACGUCCGCACGCACUACAAGAUUGUGGCCAAGUCUGCGUCCGCCACGGCCAUCAUGAGCCAGCUCUACCCUCGCCUCCUGGCGAUCCACGACCUCAAGGACACGGCAGGCUUCCCUGGACCCAACGGCCGCCUCCGCAUCCCACGGUUCAUGCGCGCAUCGUACCAGUGGAUGGUGGCAGAUGGUGCCUAUUUGCUAGUCAACAGCGAGAUUGCCAUGAUCUGGCUCGGCUCGGCUAUCAACCCAAGGGUCCUCGACGACCUUUACGGUGUCGAGAACUUGGACGAGCUCGACACGCGCAUCACUCAGCUGCCCAAGCUGCCUACGCUGUUGUCGACGCAGGUCCGCAACCUGCUCACGCACCUCGAGCGCAUCAUCGGCCACUCGUUGCCGGUUCUCAUUGUCCGCCAAGACCGUGACGGCCUCGAGCUCGAGUUUGCAAACUCGCUCAUCGAGGACAGCAACAAUGAUGCGUUGAGCUAUGCUGACUUCCUCAUGACGGCGCACCAGGCCAUCACCAACGAGUUGAGCGGCAAGAGCGAUGGGUGGAAGGCGCCUUGGAGUUAGGACGUGAGUUCAGGCUGGCUCUGAUCGCGUAGGUGGUGGGUAGGUGGUAGUACUAGACUAGGAUUUUAUUAUUCUGGGUGAUGCGGCGGCGGUGUCGGCUGCGUUGCAAAGUGGUCGAGGUCACGAAACAGCAUGGUAUGGGGAUAUGCAUUCAGGAUUUAGUUGAA
This is a messenger RNA of Vanrija pseudolonga, 3290 nucleotides long. It is a transcript of the gene SEC24C, whose product is annotated as Protein transport protein Sec24C. The record is from RefSeq and is a predicted model, not a curated record. NCBI's taxonomy places the organism in Eukaryota, Fungi, Basidiomycota, Tremellomycetes, Trichosporonales, Trichosporonaceae. The coding region runs from base 1 to 3123 and encodes 1040 amino acids. The transcript is spliced from 4 exons. Gene Ontology annotation, biological process: intracellular protein transport; COPII-coated vesicle cargo loading; endoplasmic reticulum to Golgi vesicle-mediated transport. Gene Ontology annotation, molecular function: zinc ion binding; SNARE binding. Gene Ontology annotation, cellular component: COPII vesicle coat; endoplasmic reticulum exit site.